Arabis nemorensis is the source of this 981-nucleotide messenger RNA. NCBI's taxonomy places the organism in Eukaryota, Viridiplantae, Streptophyta, Magnoliopsida, Brassicales, Brassicaceae. The record is from the annotation of a GenBank genome assembly.
AUGAAGAUUCUUCUUAAUCUCUGUAUCUUCUUCUCCAUACUCUUCAUCUCUCUCUCAUCUUCUUACAGCUGCGGUUUAGAUGACAAUAAUGCCCUCCUUCAAAUCAAGAAAUCCCUUAACAACCCUCCACUUCUCUCCUCUUGGAACCCCAAAACCGACUGUUGUACCAGCUGGACCGGCGUCGAAUGCACUGACCGCCGCGUCACCGCCCUAACCAUCUCCUCCGGCAAAAUCUCCGGCCAGAUUCCGGCCCAGAUCGGUGACCUACUUGACCUCCGUACACUCGAUUUCAGUUACCUGACACAUCUCACCGGAAACAUCCCACGAACCAUCACCAAACUCAAGAACCUUGAGAUUCUCCGGUUAAAGAAAACCAGUCUCUCCGGUCCGAUUCCUGAUUACAUCAGCGAACUUAAGAGCGUUACGUUCUUGGACCUUUCCUUUAACCAUUUUACCGGUCCGAUCCCCGGUUCUCUUUCUCUGAUGCCGAAGCUUGAAGCCAUUCAGAUCAACGAUAACAAAUUAACCGGUUCUGUACCGAACUCUUUCGGUUCUUUUGUUGGCAACGUCCCUAAUCUCUACUUGUUUAACAAUAAGCUCUCAGGGAAAAUACCGGAAUCUUUGUCAAAGUACGACUUUAACGCAGUAGAUCUGUCGGGGAACGAGUUCAUAGGAGAUGGUUCGAUGUUAUUCGGACGAAACAAAACAACAAUACGAGUGAAUAUAUCUAGAAACAUGUUCAACUUCGAGCUGUCCAAGAUUAAGUUUGCUAGGACCAUAGUGUCAUUGGAUCUGAGCCAAAACCACAUCUACGGGAAGUUUCCAAAAAGGGAGCUGACUAAGCUACGCCUCGAGCAUUUCAACGUUAGCCACAAUUUUCUCUGCGGACCAAUCCCACAGGGCGGUCUUCUUCAAACCUUUGAACCAUCUGUCUACUCUCACAACAUAUGUCUUUGUGGGGCCCCGCUUAAGGCUUGUUAA